Molecule: messenger RNA, 768 nt
Organism: Pleurotus ostreatus (oyster mushroom)
Lineage: Eukaryota; Fungi; Basidiomycota; Agaricomycetes; Agaricales; Pleurotaceae
Exons: 3
Coding region: 1-768 (255 amino acids)
Source: RefSeq, a predicted model, not a curated record
AUGCUACUGAUCGAACGGAUAUGUACUACUGUUAGUGAUAUUCACCGCACUGAGGGGCGCUCGCUUAGCUACGCAUUCAAAUCGGAAGCUGCCACCGUCAACGUUUGCGGCCAACCACCACUGGAUAGCCAAAUGUCGCUUAAAAGCGAAAUUUCUGACGCCUCGACGGUCCGUAACGCGCCCCGUGGCCUCCCCGCGUACGACAACGAGCCUGACGCUGCAAACCCACGCGUCCAGGCAUUCCAGGCAUUCCGGGACCACUCAUCGAAUGGUGGGGAGCGCGUUUUCCAGCCGCCUUUACGCCAUCCAGACUCUCAUCCUCGAGCUAUGAGGCCAUACGAUGCCUACGGCCCUCUUCGUACCGUCGACGCGUCGCGUCCAGCUGAACAGUGGCGCUACGACUUGGCAAUGGCUCCGUAUCGUACUGAGGAUUAUGUUCCUCUUCAACGACCUUCCGCCCCCAUGCCUACGAGGGACUUCGGACGGUAUGCGUAUGCCAGGGAUACCAGGUCCGCUCCGUACCCGUACUCGCGCCGGCCUGUAGGCUUCGACUGGGAGGAAUUCCUCUUUCUGCGCAGUCAGGUCGCACUCUUGCAGGAACGCGUGUAUCAUCUGCAAUCGCAGGUGUCCGAACUGCAGGAGAGUUGCUUCAGCUAUGAUGUACCCUCCCGCGAGUACCGACAGGAAGAGGAUGCCUUUGCGAAGCUGUCCCACUUACCCGACUCCGUGCUCCGUGACUUCAAACCGCCGCGCCCAAGGGUUGCAUAG